AAAGGAGUGAGCCUUCUGUACUUGUAGAUACUAUUAUAUGUAUAAUCUGUGGUAAAACAUAAUCGUUCACCUAUUCACAGCAAAUGUCAUUUAUCAUAGCGUUUGUUCAUUAAAACAUAAAUAUUAUCAUUUGCGUAUAACGCGUGAGUACAAUAGGUGUAUUUUAUUUGUAAACAACACAUUUCCAACAAAAACAACAUUCUAUAUGCAUCAGAUGGCUGCAUCCAGUAAUGUUCAGUCCGUCGUGAGAGACCAAGCCUAAUAAUGAGAAUAGAACACAUAGCUUAUUUUGGAUUGUGCGUUUUGUUCUACGCUUCAUCAAGCACGGCUAAACUAUCUAAUGAAGAUAAUGAAUCAUUCACCGUGACUGAAGAUGAUGUAUCUGUAACUGAGCAUGUCGAAGAAAUGGCACACUUAACUCGAACUCCAGUUACUGUCGAUCUGACUAUGAGUAAAAUGAACGAUUCGGAAAUCUUUGAAAAUGGCCAAACGGCUAAAGAAGAUCACCAAAGGUCAUUUGUAUAUAUACAAAAUACCAAAUCUCGUUUACCGUGGAUGCUAAAAGCACGAAGUUCAUUAUUCAAAGACGAAUUUAGUAACGCCAAAAACGUAGUUCGUGGUGGAACUGAUGCUAUGAGAGAGUUCAAAAAUGUGUCGAAACAACGAAAAAACAAGUUAUACAAAGAUUACAGGCCGCCUGAAAAUCCAAAAAAUAUACAUAAUAAACCACCGAAUCAAUACCCACCCAGCAAACAUCCUUUUUCAGCGAAAUAUAAUAUAAAAAAUCAAGAUGGACCAAAGAAAUGGGAUAGAAGACCUCCAUUUGUCCCAUACAAUGAUAGACCUACACCCGUGACUAAAGCCACUCCAGUAUAUCCAUACUUUAAUAAAGGAUAUCAAAUGCCAUACGAAAAUCAACAACAUCAUUCCAUUUAUGCCAUACCAGGUUCACCUACUGCUCUAAAACAUGAUAAAAUUGCGGAAGAAAAGAAUAGGUACUUACCACAUGACCGCAUAAUAAAUGAAAGUCAGUUCAAUUGUUUCAACAAGGAUUGUGAGAACCGGACAAAUAACUAUCGUGUACGUAUGAAUAAUGGCGUCCUCCAAGGCGUGGACUGCGUGUGUAAAAAUUUCCCCGUGUUUCACAAUAAAGAAGCUCAAGAUUGGAGGGCGAGAAAAAAAAUGACCGAGGCGGAAAAAAUAUACAUUCGAUCUCACAAUACAAACAAUAGUGAUGAUUAUUCUUACGAGAAUCUGAUUAAAGAAAUGAAGAAGUUGAGUCGAAUAGUGGACGGUUUGGAUAACAACGCAAGAUCCUGAGUCAACGUUCUUUUUAUUUCAUGGGUAUUAUACCUAGGAG
Messenger RNA from Leguminivora glycinivorella, 1360 nucleotides. RefSeq lists its product as uncharacterized. The record is from RefSeq and is a predicted model, not a curated record. The transcript is spliced from 2 exons. Lineage: Eukaryota; Metazoa; Arthropoda; Insecta; Lepidoptera; Tortricidae. The coding region runs from base 265 to 1320 and encodes 351 amino acids.